Molecule: messenger RNA, 1935 nt
Organism: Sardina pilchardus (European sardine)
Lineage: Eukaryota; Metazoa; Chordata; Actinopteri; Clupeiformes; Clupeidae
Gene: apbb3
Product: amyloid beta (A4) precursor protein-binding, family B, member 3
Exons: 12
Coding region: 492-1931 (479 amino acids)
Biological process (GO): regulation of DNA-templated transcription
Cellular component (GO): nucleus; cytoplasm
Molecular function (GO): transcription factor binding; amyloid-beta binding
Source: RefSeq, a predicted model, not a curated record
CUCACGUCCAGCAUCUACAUCCGCACAGGCUGAGCUAAAGAAAGGGAGAGAGAAGAGAGAGAGAGAGAGGGAGAGAAAACAGGAAGAGCAUCCAGACAAAGGAGAGGGAUAAGGGUUGUGUUGAAUGUUGUUAUUGAAUCAGUUGUAGCGCUCAGAGGGAAGAACUUGGAGAGAAAGGAGACAGGGAGACAGAAAAAAAACCAAGUGAACGAGAGAGUGUGUGUGUUUGUGCGUGUGUGAGAGAGAAAGGGAGAGAGAGUGAGAGAGAGAGAGUGAGAGAGAGAGGGAAAGAGGGAGGAGGGAGCAACGGGGAGACAGAGGAGAGUAGAUUUUAAUCCUCUUGGCAUGUGAGAGAGUCCCUGGCUGCUUGGCACUGUGUGCAGUUGUGACGGGUGUGCAGAGCUCGUUGCUGGUCUUGGUGGCAUCUGGAAAUCUUGGACUGGAAUGUGUCACAGCUAACCCAGGGGGGCCAAGACGGAACACUGCUCACUAUGCUGGGGAAGGAUUAUAUGCUCGCCAUCAUCAUAGUCAAUUAUGAUGAUAAUAUCUGGGCAGACCAGAGUUUGGAGUUGGACUCCAACCUGCCUCCAGGAUGGCGCACCAUACGGGACAGCACGGGCACCUACUACUGGCACGUGCCCACUGGCACCACGCAGUGGCAACAUCCGUCAUACAGCGCCGAGGAUGAACAGAACGCCAUCAACGGUAUCACUGCCAGCAAUCUCAAGAGUAUCGGUGCUGUCGAACAAAAUGAGUCUUCGUCCAGGCAGAACCCCGGAGGCCCCAGCAAUGACAGGGAGUCCUGGCAGGAGGAAUACUUCUAUGCCAACAUGGAUCCUGGCUCAAAGUGCUUUGCCGUCCGCUCGCUGGGCUGGGUGGAGAUCCCGGAGGAGGAGCUGACCCCGGGCAAGAGCAGCCUGGCCGUCAACAACUGCAUCCAGCAGCUCUCCCACAGCAAGGCGGAGGGCCGCGACGCCGUGGGGGCCUGGGGCGAGGGGCAGGAUAUGAUGAUGGUUCUGAAGAAAGACACUCUGAGCCUGAUGGACCCAGUGGACCACAGUCUGAUCCACUGUCAGCCCAUCGUCAACAUCCGUGUGUGGGGAGUGGGAUGCAACAACGGCAGGGACUUUGCCUUCGUAGCCAAUGAUAAGGACACCUGCAUGCUGAAGUGCCAUGUGUUCCGCUGCAAUGCUCCAGCCAAGACCAUUGCCACCGCGCUGCACGAAAUGUGCUCAAAGAUCAUGUCAGAGAAAGCAACCAUGCACCCAUCCAUGGCGAGGUCCCUAACAAUGGAGAGCAUCUCUCCAGAGGACCUGCCCAGACAAGUGGACUUCCUGGAUGCGGUGAGGCAAAGGGUGCAGAAGUUCGAAGUGGAGUACGUUGGCAACCUGCCCGUGUCCAGGGCAAUGGGUAUGGAGGUUUUAAACCGGGCCAUAGAGAGCAUCCUGCACUCCAGAGACCGAGACGAGUGGGAGCCCAUUGUAAUCCAUGUGUCAGACACCAUGAUGUCCUUGUGGAAAGGAGAGGAUGGCGACGAGCCUUUCUGGGAGUCUCAGGUGAGGUACCUCACCUUCCUGGGCGUGGGCCAUGACACGCACACCUUCGCCAUCAUCGUGGACGCCGGGACGCAGCGCUUCGAGUGCCACGUGUUCUGGUGUGAACCCGACGCCGGCUACAUCUCCGAGGCGGUGCAGGCAGCCUGCAUGGUGCAGUACCAAAAGUGCUUGGUGGCUCAGACUCCUCCUCCAAGGUCAAAGAUGUGGCGCGCCGGCUCCAAGGUCAAACGCGCCAACUCCAUGGACGGCUCCACCUUCCCGCCCCGCUACCAAGGACACUCGCCUCCAAAGAUGGCCUCCGCUGGCGUCAAAAAGGGAAUGCUGGCCUUCUUUGAGACUUUUCGAAACAAACAGCCGGUGAUGCCCACACCAUAGCACC